Messenger RNA from Fukomys damarensis (Damara mole-rat), 610 nucleotides. RefSeq names its product dehydrogenase/reductase SDR family member 7-like. The record is from RefSeq and is a predicted model, not a curated record. The transcript is spliced from 2 exons. NCBI's taxonomy places the organism in Eukaryota, Metazoa, Chordata, Mammalia, Rodentia, Bathyergidae. The annotation marks the transcript as partial.
GGGUUUUUUAAUAGCCUCCGAACUGAACUUGCAGAAUACCCGGGUAUAGUAGUUUCUACCGUUUGCCCUGGACCUGUGCAUUCACGUGUGGUGGAAAAUGCCAUGGCUGAAGAUGUCACAAAGGUUGUGGGCAGUGUCAGAGGCCAGUCCGACAAGAUGGCAACCAGUCGUUGUGUGCGGCUGAUGUUAAUCACCAUGGCCAAUGAUUUGAAAGAGGUUUGGAUUUCAGAGCAACCAUUUCUGCUGGUAACAUAUUUGUGGCAAUAUAUGCCAACCUGGGCCUGGUGGCUAAGCAACAAGUUAGGAAAGGAGAGGUUUCUGGUAAGAGCAAUUUAUAUAUUUCUUAGUAAUACGUAUCAAUCUUAAAUUAUAAAAUCUUCAGCUUCUUAGAACACUUUCUUGCUAAUUCUCCCCCAAUCUCACCAUAUAAAAAUAAAAAGUAUGCAAAGUAUUCUAUCCCCAUAGGUAUCUGAUGUGUUACUGUAAAUGAUCACUAGUCUUGGAGAAAUCACUUUGCAGUCGAAAGACUGACAUUGAUUCUCUCCCACUUAACCUCUGACCGAUGUAUGUGUCGCCACAGUGGCCUUUCCCCAUUGCUUCUCCUUCCGAC